AUGGCAGACCUUGCAAGUAGCCGGAGUCUGGGACCCCUAGGCCUCCACAGUACCCUCCAAACCCUGUUCAUGGUGCUCUUAUUAGUGCUGGUCAUGAUGAGCUUGGUAUUUGGUAAAUUCGCCGUCAUCGAUCAGCAACCCCCUCUUCUGUUGCCCAAGUAUCUGCGCUGCUAUCGAUGCCUCUUUGAGACCAAGGAGUUGGGGUGCCUUCUGGGAUCUGACAUCUGCCUCGUCCCACGUGGCAGCAGCUGCAUCACACUCCACAUAAAGAACAGUAGCAGUACUGACAUCAUGGUGAGCGACUGUCGCCGAAAGGAACAGAUGCACGACUGCUCAUAUACCCGAACCUCUCCGGUAUUUGGCUUCUGGAUAUAUUCACAAUGCUGCUUCCUGGAUUUCUGCAACGAACCUCAGAACCGAGUGCUCUCUAGUCCUUAG
This is a messenger RNA of Chrysochloris asiatica (Cape golden mole), 438 nucleotides long. It is a transcript of the gene LY6G5C, whose product is annotated as lymphocyte antigen 6 complex, locus G5C. Bases 1 to 438 code for a protein of 145 amino acids. The transcript has 3 exons. The record is from RefSeq and is a predicted model, not a curated record. Lineage: Eukaryota; Metazoa; Chordata; Mammalia; Afrosoricida; Chrysochloridae. Gene Ontology annotation, cellular component: external side of plasma membrane.